Esox lucius (northern pike) is the source of this 875-nucleotide messenger RNA. It is a transcript of the gene bsnd, whose product is annotated as barttin CLCNK type accessory subunit beta. NCBI's taxonomy places the organism in Eukaryota, Metazoa, Chordata, Actinopteri, Esociformes, Esocidae. The transcript has 3 exons. Gene Ontology annotation, biological process: chloride transport. Gene Ontology annotation, molecular function: chloride channel regulator activity. The coding region runs from base 85 to 438 and encodes 117 amino acids. Gene Ontology annotation, cellular component: basolateral plasma membrane. The record is from RefSeq and is a predicted model, not a curated record.
GAGCAUAACCUGGAUUCAACGGAUCUUAAAGCUGUCCCUUACAGAGUGGGAUUGGGGUCAGAGGUCACUGGUCAGGUUAGCAGCAUGGCAGAGGGGAAGCCGUAUCGAUAUGGUCUGAUUGCGGCGGGGCUGUGUGUGUUGUUGGUUGGUCUGUUCGUCAUGUCUCAGGAGCAGCCUCAUGUCUUUGUAACACUCUGCUCACUGGGGGUCAUCAUGGUUGCCCUCGGCACAGUGUGGAGCGUCUGCCAGUGCUACCCUAAGGUGGUGUUGAUCUCUUCAAGCCCAGAGGAGAGAGGUGAGAUCAACAUGGAGGAAACCAGCAGGGAUCCACUGACUAAUUUUUACAACAAAGUCAGCAUCAACGGUCCCGCCCCCUCUUGUUCUAUCCCUAUGGUAAUGCACACCUCCCGCAGCUGUCCCAUACUUCACAUGGCUUGAUUGGAAAUAAACGUAUUUGACAGACAUUAUAGCUCAAAUGUAAUCACUCGUGCUUCGCGCACACACAAAGAAUACAACAGUUUACAAAAAGUUGUGCAUUCCAUUUUAUUUUAUAUCAAAUUUCCCCAUAAUCAAACUCUGAUGUACAAAUGAAAACUGGGUUUGAACAUGCAGUGUCCUAGCAUGGCGGACUGGCUUCCAGCAGGAGUGAUGCUCAAAGCAGAAUCACACAGAUUAAAAAACCUAGAUCGAUUUCAUUCCUUCCGGCACCUUCCCCCCCCUCUCCCCUUCACGCCCGUAAUCUCCACCCCUCCACACACCGACCCACAGACAAAAAUAAAUGAUUGAUUGGUACUGUUCUGAGGACUACAGGUGCUGCUGAGGGUCAAACUGAGCAGUCUGCCCUGUGAGUGGGUGUUGCUGAAAGCGCUGACACA